CACUCCAUGGACUUGUUUUUAUUCACUUCCUCUGAGAGUACAAGGGUUGAGAGGAGGGUAGCCCACUCUUUUUACAUGAUCUAGCCUGGACCGGUUGGAACCUGUACCAUACUCAAGAGACACUUCCUCAACAGUGUGCAGUGCACCGGUGCAGCAAGCAACCAAAUCCAGACAUAGCUGGAAAUCCAGCAUGACUUCAGUCGAUAGCGAGUUACACCAAAAGGGUUCUAGAUUCCUGACGUCUUCAUAUUUCACAAUUAGGCUGGCUAUCUAGCCUAACUACAGACAGACAGACAGGACGAGAGGGAGAGAGCUAGCAAGGAUAGUUACAUUGUGUAGCUUACUGGGGCAGCAGAUAUGAUGUACCAAAUACAAUGUAUUCAUUUACAGACUGAAAAGUAGUAAUUGCUACAUAGUUACUGAACAGAUGGUUACAGUUCAAAGCUUCUGAAUGAGUUAUAUUGUAACAGAAUGUUCACGCGGGAGAAACAUUCGAUCAAGUCGUAGUAGAGUAGGUGGUGCCCUAGUUUUCAUUAUUAGGCCUAUCUCGAAUUUGGUGGCAUCUGAGACAAGCACGUUGUGUCUUUGGGACGUUGAUCUGUGGCAUCCACCAUCUCAUAAACGCCGGUAAUAGCGCUUUAAUGUUAAAGUUGGACUAUCCUUUACUUUGAAUUACAUGCGUACGGAGGCAGACGUUCUGCGCAUAUUGUUCACGUAGCUAGUGUUUAUCAGGUAGCCAAUGCAGAACCGUGGGUAUUGAGAAUGGUGCUGACAUUCGCACUGUCACGAACAUAAUAUUCUUGGUCACAAGCUUUAUUCUAUAGAUGAUGGUUUAAUUAUUUGAUCUGAACCGUCGGAAGGAACUGUCUUGACCGUAAAAGUGGAAUGGAGUGCCGGAAAUCUUAUUGAUAAGAGAUAACGUCACCAAGAUAGAAUGUUUACCAUCACUGAGUUAGCAUCGCUGAAUGACAUCCAGCCGACCUACCGCAUCCUAAAACCAUGGUGGGACGUCUUCAUGGACUACCUGGGGGUGGUCAUGCUCAUGUUGUCCAUCUUCGCCAUGACGAUGCAGAUCACAAAGGACCAGGUGGCAUGCCUUCCCUACCUGGAGGAAGCGGAGGAGGCGGCAGGGCCAAACUCUUGCACAACCCAAUGUCAGCAAGAAACCACCUCAUCAACAGUUAGUAUGACGACAGUGCUUGCUACACCAAUGGCCACUAAAGAUCUACCAGACAGUGCUGUACACGAGAUCCACAACACCCAACCCAUCGUUGUGAAGCGAGAGAGCAAAAUGCAGCAACCUGAGCCCACAGGAAUCCGAACCAACUUAGAUUAUCAGCAGUACAUCUUUGUCAACCAAAUGUGUUACCAUGUUGCCUUGCCCUGGUACUCAAAGUACUUCCCGUACCUCACCCUCAUCCACACCCUUGUGCUUAUGGUCAGUAGUAACUUCUGGUUCAAAUACCCCAAGACAAGCUCAAAGAUUGAACACUUUGUGUCCAUUCUCGGACGGUGCUUUGAGUCUCCAUGGACGACAAAGGCUUUGUCCGAGACAGCCUGUGAGGAUUCUGAGGAGAACAAACAGAGACUGACUGGCACCACUUCAGCACCGAAACAGGUAUCACAGGAAAAUAAAGACGAAAAUGCUGCCAACACAUCUACUCCUAUGCUUGGGAAUACAGGAGUCAAGUUCUCAGCAGAUACGCCCGUUGCUGAGGCACCAAGUAUGACUAUCUUGGACAAGAAGGAUGGAGAGCAGGCCAAGGCUCUUUUUGAGAAGGUGAGAAAAUUCCGUGCCCAUGUGGAGGACAGCGAUUUCAUCUACAAGCUCUACGUAGCUCAGACCGUGGUCAAAACGGUCAAGUUCAUUUUGAUUCUGUCAUAUACGUCAACUUUUAUGGCUGCCAUCGACUUUCGCCACAAAUGUGAGCCCGAUAUUAAACACUUAACCGGAUAUAAGCAAUUCUUUUGUACCCACAACAUGGCGUUCAUGCUGAGAAAGCUCCUCCUCAGCUAUAUGGCCCUCAUAUUGAUCUAUGGGAUGGUGUGCUUGUACUCCCUCCACUGGCUUUUCAGGCGCCCCCUUAAAGAGUACUCAUUUGAGAAAGUCAGAGAGGAGAGUAGCUUCAGUGACAUUCCUGACGUGAAGAACGAUUUUGCGUUCCUCCUGCACAUGGUCGAUCAGUACGACCAGCUGUAUUCCAAACGGUUUGGUGUAUUCCUCUCAGAGGUCAGCGAGAACAAGCUGAGGGAGAUCAGUCUGAACCACGAGUGGACAUUUGAGAAGCUCAGACAGCUUGUGAUCCGAAAUGCCCAAGACCAGCAGGAGCUCCACCUCUUCAUGCUCUCUGGUCUCCCCAAUGCAGUGUUUGAUCUCACCGACCUGGAAAUACUUAAACUAGAACUAAUUCCUGAGGUCAGGUUUUCGGCAAAGAUUUCCCAAAUGACCAGUAUGCAUGAGCUGCACCUCUGCCACUGCCCUGCCAAAGUUGAGCAGACAGCCUUUGUCUUUCUCCGUGACCACCUCCGCUGCCUUCACGUCAAGUUCACAGACGUCGCUGAGAUCCCAACAUGGGUUUACUUGUUGAGAAGUUUGAGGGAGCUUAACUUGGUAGGGAAUUUAAGCUCAGAACACAACAAAAUGAUAGGACUAGAGUCCAUGCGAGAUUUGAAACAUCUAAAGACAUUGUAUCUGAAGAGCAACCUCACCAAGAUGCCUUCAAGCCUAACUGAGCUAUCCCCACACCUGAUCAAACUGGUGGUGCACAAUGAUGGUACUAAACUACUGGUACUGAACAGCCUCAAGAAGAUGACAAACCUUGCCGAUCUGGAGUUGCACAACUGUGAGCUGGAGAGGAUCCCCCAUGCUAUUUUCAGCUUAACCAACCUUCAAGAACUGGACCUCAAAUCCAACAACAUUCGCACCAUUGAGGAGAUCAUCAGCUUUCAGCACCUCAAGAGGUUGACCUGCCUCAAACUGUGGCACAACAAAAUCAUCACCAUUCCAGCCUCCAUAGGCCAGGUCAAGUGUUUGGAGUCACUUCACCUUUCGCACAACAAACUGGAGACGCUCCCGCCGGCGCUGUUCCACCUCCCCAAGCUGAGGCACCUGGACGUCAGUCAGAACUCCAUCACAGUGAUCCCGCCGGACGUGGGUCUCCUGCAGAACCUCCAGCACUUCGCCAUUAAUGCAAACAAGGUGGAGGUGCUGCCCAAGCAGCUGUUCAGGUGCACCAAGCUGAAGGUCCUGUGUCUGAGCAACAAUGGCCUCACCACCCUGCCUGAGACAGUGGGUCAGUUGGUGCAGCUCACUCAGCUGGAGCUUAGGGGGAACUGUCUGGACCGCCUUCCCUCGCUACUGGGGAACUGUCGCCUUCUACGUAAAAACUGCCUCAUUGUCGAGGACCACCUUUUUGACACUUUACCCGUAGAGGUAAAGGAGAGCAUCAGUCGGGAGACCAAUGUGUCCUUUGCGAGUGGCUUAUAGCUUAUAAUCUCUGAUAUCUUAAACCCUUACGGUACAGUGAUUAACUGAAAUGUAUAUUAUAACUCACUGAAGCAAUACGCCAUGAAAUUGAGAUGUUAUUCACCAGGAAGUAGCCUUGUAGUUUUUGAACUUUUGGGCAAAAACAUGGCAGAAUGGUCUUCAAGUCAAAUACUUCAUAAAAAGCAUCUGGCAGAAGUAAAUUCUUCCAUAAUAUGAUUUGAUGUAUUUCUUAAAGGACCCUGUUUUCACGAAUUUGAUUAUAUAACUUCAAGCCCAUUGAAAAGAUAUGGGGACAUGACCCGGAAGUAAAGCGGAAGGGGUGGUUACUUUCACAGGGUAUUGAACCACAUUUUAUUGAUUAUAAAUUGCACUAUAUGGUUUGUUCCUUGACACUUUUAACUUAAUAAAGUGAGAGAGAAUGCUUCUUCUCAACGCAGACUGCAGAGCUCUGUAAUCACGUAAUGACUUUUUGCAAUUAUCGUUUCAAAGUAGUAUAUUUUUCAAAUAUUUAAGAAUGUUCAGGAUAAAAAAAACAUUUUCAGUUGCUUCCUAGGGUAUUAUCGCAUAAUAUUGUUAACGGGAAUUGAAUUUUUGACUUAUUAAUAUAUAUUGUAUUAGCUACUCAGGUAUAAUGUUAACCAUGGGGAAUAGAUUUUCAACCUUAACUGCUGCUAUUUCUCAGUGAGGGCUUUAAUAAGAAAGGACCAAACAGCAUGUUUGUCUAAACAUUCACUGUCAUUAUUCACAUCACCAUUCAAUGACAGAACAAAUUCUCUCUUUUCAGUAGUAAUUCACUUUUAUUUAAAUAAAGUUUCAUUCAUUUGCUUCAAUGACGUCCUGCAGCCAAGACAUGGUCUGUCAGCAGAGUGACAGUUGUUGUGUGUUGAUAAGAGGUGGGAUCCUCAGUCUACCGGGAACUGUUUAAAACUGCUUCGUCACAGUCUUGCCUAUGUGAUCAUACUAAGUUCACUGGGGGAAUAGAAGAUACAGUCUGAACUUUUACCCCCUCUUGGGGAUUACGCUUGAAGUUGGGUGUUCUUUGCACAACCAAUAUUUGCUUUUCUCAUAGAUUGUUCAAUGUUUUCUAUGGAUUACACUCGCCUAUCACAGACCAUACUAAACCUAAUUUAUUUUUUAAAGAUGUGUGAUUGAAAAGGGAUGAGGUUUGACAAAACGGAGAGAACAAUGGGACAGAGAUUGUUAUAGCUUUUUUUUCUAUGUAUUUCUGUACUGUACAUGAACUGUUCACAUUUGCCACCAUACCAAAUUACUGAUCAUACGCUCAAAGUCCAUUCAUUUAUGGCACAAUAAAACUAGAUUUUAGAUACA
Molecule: messenger RNA, 4816 nt
Organism: Salmo salar (Atlantic salmon)
Lineage: Eukaryota; Metazoa; Chordata; Actinopteri; Salmoniformes; Salmonidae
Product: volume-regulated anion channel subunit LRRC8D
Cellular component (GO): cytoplasm
Molecular function (GO): protein binding
Source: RefSeq, a predicted model, not a curated record